Molecule: messenger RNA, 632 nt
Organism: Larimichthys crocea (large yellow croaker)
Lineage: Eukaryota; Metazoa; Chordata; Actinopteri; Sciaenidae
Product: hemoglobin subunit beta
Exons: 3
Coding region: 72-518 (148 amino acids)
Biological process (GO): oxygen transport; hydrogen peroxide catabolic process
Cellular component (GO): haptoglobin-hemoglobin complex; blood microparticle; hemoglobin complex
Molecular function (GO): heme binding; haptoglobin binding; oxygen carrier activity
Source: RefSeq, a predicted model, not a curated record
UCAAAUAAAGGCUUGCUAUCAGAGAACUUGUUUAACUUGUUUAAGUCAAAGAAGACUUUCACACCGUUAACAUGGUCGAGUGGACAGAUGCUGAGCGUGCUGCCAUCACAUCCCUGUGGGGAAAGAUCGAUGUGGGUGAGAUUGGACCCCAGGCUCUGGCCAGGCUCCUGAUUGUGUAUCCCUGGACUCAGAGACACUUCGGUGCGUUUGGCAACAUUUCCACUAACGCUGCCAUCCUGGGAAACCAAAAAGUGGCCGACCAUGGUAAGAUAGUGAUGGGUGGGCUGGAAAGAGCUGUGAAGAACUUGGACAACAUCAAGGAAGUCUACAAAACCCUGAGCGUGAAGCACUCUGACAUAAUCCAUGUGGAUCCUGAUAACUUCAGGCUUCUUGCUGAAAUCAUCACUAUAUGUGUGGGUGCCAAGUUUGGCUCCGCCGGCAUCAACCCUGAUGCCCAAGCAGCUUGGCAGAAGUUCCUGUCUGCGGUCGUCUCUGCCCUGGGCAGACAGUACCACUGAGUGCCUGGAGACGCAUUCGCAGAUGUGCAGCAGUCAUACAUGUGCUUCUAAAAUAUCUCAUGCUCUGCCUUGUAGCUGUUGCCAAAUCCAAAAAAUAAAACUCAAAUGAAUGCA